UCCCCGGUAAAUGUAACCUUCCACCGUUCCCUCCAUCCUCGAUUCCUUGACCACCUCCAAAUCCAACUCCACGUUCAAAUCUCUCUCUCUCUCUCUCUCUCAGAGGUAGAAGACGCCAUGGACGACCAUUCUCCCACGAUUUAAACCUCGCCUUCCUCUUUCCUUUGCUGUCGAUCUCGCCCGUUCCCCCGUGCAGCCUCUUUUGUAAUCAGGUUCCCCUUAUAUCUCUCUAUCUUGGGUGGGUGUGCGGGACACAGAGUGGGAUCGGGGAGGCGGAAGGCGGCGGCGGCAGAAAGAUGGUGAGGUUGCCGUAUCUGACCGCCCUGACCACCCUCUUCAGCUACGGUCUCCUCUUCGCCUUCGGCCAGCUCAGGGAUUUCUUCCGGAAGAUCAUCGAUUGGUUCAAAUCCUCCUCCAAGGACCUCAAGGGGUAUGCGCCGAUCUGCUUAGGGCUCGAAGAUUUUUAUACCCGCCGCCUCUAUCUCCGCAUUCAGAAUGAGAAUGAUCAUUAGGGCUGCAAGGACAUGAUGACAUAAGUACAAUGAUCGUACAUGACUGUUUUAGCCGGCCAAUUGCCAGUGCACCGGAUGCUUGGAUCGAUGUUGUUGAACGAUACUCUAAUGACAAUAACAAGACAUUGCAUCGGACCUCGAACACUACCAAGUGCCUUAAUCUGGGAUCAUAUAACUACCUUGGUUUUGCAGCAGCUGAUGAAUACUGCACACCCCAUGUUAUUGAUUCUUUGAAGAAAUACUCUUGCAGCACCUGCAGUGUCCGUGUAGAUGGUGGCACGACUGACCUACAUACUGAGCUGGAGGAGCUGGUCGCAAGGUUUGUGGGAAAACCAGCUGCUAUAACUUUUGGCAUGGGUUAUGUGACAAACUCUGCCAUUAUUCCUGUGCUGAUUGGGAAGGGAGGACUGAUUAUUAGUGAUUCUUUGAAUCAUAACUCAAUUGUCAAUGGUGCUCGAGGAUCAGGUGCAGCAGUACGUGUCUUCCAGCACAAUAAUCCCUCGCACUUGGAAGAGGUGCUGAGAGAGCAGAUAGCUGAGGGACAGCCCAGAACACAUAGGCCCUGGAAGAAGAUUAUUGUUAUUGUUGAGGGCAUCUACAGCAUGGAGGGAGAACUUUGCCAGCUUCCUGAGAUUAUAGCUGUUUGCAAGAAAUAUAAGGUCUACACUUACUUGGAUGAGGCCCACAGCAUUGGUGCAGUGGGAAAAACUGGCAGAGGGGUUUGUGAGCUCCUAGGAGUGGAUCCAGCUGAUGUAGACAUCAUGAUGGGCACAUUUACAAAAUCAUUUGGAUCUUGUGGAGGAUAUAUUGCAGCAUCGAAGGAAAUCGUUCAAUAUUUGAAGUACACUUGUCCAGCAUAUCUUUAUGCGACUUCCAUGUCACCACCAGCAGUGCAGCAAGUUAUAUCUGCAAUUAAAGUUAUUCUUGGAGAAGAUGGGUCAAAUAGAGGGGCCCAGAAACUUGCCCGCAUUCGUGAAAAUAGUAAUUUCUUCCGAUCAGAACUUCAGAAGAUGGGUUUUGAAGUUCUUGGUGAUGGUGACUCACCGGUUAUGCCAAUAAUGCUUUACAACCCAGCAAAGAUUCCAGCCUUUUCUAGGGAAUGUCUCAGGCAGAAUGUCGCUGUUGUGACUGUUGCAUUUCCGGCCACACCUCUUCUUCUUGCAAGGGCUCGUAUUUGUAUUUCGGCUGCACAUUCCAGAGAGGACCUGACCAAAGGGCUGGAGGUUAUCAGCAAAGUCGGCGACCUUGCGGGUAUCAAAUACUUCCCUGUGGAACCACCCAAGCAUGAAACACAGGGCCACAAGAAGCUGGAGUAGAAAAUUCUCGGUUGUCGGUGAACCGAAAAUUCCCCUCACUGGAAGCAAAUUCAACUAAUCACAAAGUUGUCUAUGUUCGGGUCUUCCCUUAAAAGCCAUGUUUGUCCAUCAGAAGCUAAAUUAGGUUAUCCACAUUUAAUCGUCAUGGUAUUUGCUUAUGUACAGUUAGCUCAGUAAGUCGUGCUAAUUAAACAUGCUUUCUUAUUUUUGUUUAACAUCCCUUCUAUCAAUGUGGAAGUUGCAAACCAUGUCCCCCCUGUACUAUGUUCAAAUGGUUGAGUUAAUUUGUAUUAAACAGCAAUGGAUUCCACAAGCAGCUUUUACAUUCA
This is a messenger RNA of Musa acuminata AAA Group (dessert banana), 2157 nucleotides long. RefSeq names its product long chain base biosynthesis protein 2a-like. Gene Ontology annotation, cellular component: serine palmitoyltransferase complex. Gene Ontology annotation, molecular function: serine C-palmitoyltransferase activity; pyridoxal phosphate binding. The record is from RefSeq and is a predicted model, not a curated record. The transcript has 13 exons. Gene Ontology annotation, biological process: sphingosine biosynthetic process; ceramide biosynthetic process. NCBI's taxonomy places the organism in Eukaryota, Viridiplantae, Streptophyta, Magnoliopsida, Zingiberales, Musaceae. Bases 542 to 1828 code for a protein of 428 amino acids.